This is a messenger RNA of Anastrepha obliqua, 1221 nucleotides long. Its product is annotated as MIT domain-containing protein 1-like. The record is from RefSeq and is a predicted model, not a curated record. NCBI's taxonomy places the organism in Eukaryota, Metazoa, Arthropoda, Insecta, Diptera, Tephritidae. Bases 228 to 950 code for a protein of 240 amino acids. The transcript has 4 exons.
GUAGGAAAACCAAAACAACUUCAAGUGAAAAAAUUUUGUGUCAGUUUUGUCGCAAAAAUGUAUUGUUUGAUUUGAAAUCACAUUUAUUUUCAGAAAAUUUUAGUGUAUUUUGUUUCGUUAAAUUUUAAAUUAUUAGUGUUCGUUUUAUUGUGGCUCAGAGAAUAUUUACCAAAAAGAGCGGCAGCAUACAAAAACCAACAAAUUUUACUUAUAUUGUUGUAGUGGGCAUGCUAUUGGAUAGAAUGAAUGCCAAGGAUAUAUUAAUGCGAGCAGUGCAGUGUGAUCAGGCGGGCCGUAUUUUGGAAGCACAAAACUUGUACCAAGAUGGCAUUCAAAUACUCAUGGAUCUUGUUGCGGACGAAUAUGACGUUGCUAAAAAAAAGGUGUUUUAUGAACGAAUUAAAGAAUAUAUUGACCGCGCCGAGCAAAUUAAGGAACGUGUACAAAAGCACGUUAUGCGUGGAGAGCUUGUAACAAACAUACCAAUAGAUGAGAAUUCCGUAGGAAAAAGCUAUCAGUCGCUUUUUGGAAAAUACCUGAAUGCAGAAGUAAAGGAAGUUCUGCUUGAAGAACCAUACCUUCAUGAGAAAUAUCAUUUUCAGAACCUUAUAGCAUUUCUGGAGUUGCUAGUAAAAAACUGUCGGCACCUCAAGUAUGUACGAGUAGUGACUAAAACUGAUAACAAAGCAACAGAGAGCCAAAGGAAUGUGUUAGAACAGAUUAAAGCGGAUAUGGCAAAGCGUAAUGUGAUUUUAAGCUUUAAAUUCGAAGACACAUUGCAUGAUCGCAAAAUUGUCCUCAGUAAUGGCUAUAUCAUAAAAAUCGGACGGGGACUACAUUUUUUCAAAGCGACGGAUCCUUACUAUAGCCUUGGGUUUUGCGAUUAUGACUUUCGUAAAUGCCUGCAAACCGAUGUGGACAUUUGGCGAACAAAACACUUCGCUGCUUAGAAUCGGACGAUUGCCAUUCAAUACGUAUUAUAUCGUAUUUACAUUCGACGCGAUGAGAUCAACAAAGAAGUAUAUAAUAUUUUUUUUCCAAUUUUAUAAAUGUCUAUAUAAGAGUUUUUCUUCUGUUUAAAGAAUUUUUUUCUUAAUGCUGUUAAUAAAAUCUAAAUUAGUUCGUGAAAAUAACAAUGGAAAAAAUAUAUAAAAACACAAUAUUUGUAUUUUUUUGCAAAGUGAUAUUGAUUAUAAAGAACUUAAUUUACAACUUCUUCAA